UUGACAAUCGAAAUCGAUAACUUGCCAGAUCUAUCUAGACAUCGAUAUUCGUAGUUGCCAGAAUGUUCGAGUGACGAUAACAUGCUAGCAAUCGACUAUAUAAGGGCUGCCGGGCUGGCAGCAAGACACAUUUCUGAUAAGAGAGUUGUCGAGUGAGGACAAUUCUAAGGAGAGAGUUGUCGAGCAAAGUGUAAACAAGUUAUAAGUUAGAGUUAUAAAGUAGAGUAUUGAGUACUAAAGUGUUAAGUUAUAAGGAAAUAGAAAUAAAGAUUAGUGUAUAGCCAUUAAUGUGUGACUUUUAUUUGACAAUCCAGUGAUCGAACUCAGGGUAGAGUUUUGGAGUAAACGACAGAUUUUGGAAAUCCGUUACAAUUGGUGUCAGAAGUGGGAUUGACAAAUAAAAUUCCAUAGGAGAUAAUGUUUAAGUUCAACGAUUUAAAGAUACCACAACUCAAAAAGGAGUUGGAACAACGAGGCCUAGCAACGAAUGGGUUGAAAGCUGAGUUACAAGCUCGUUUGCGAGAGGCGAUGGUAGAAGAAAACAUCAACGUGGCCGAAUUUGUUUUUGAAUCGCUGUUAGAGGAAUCAACAACGAAAAUUGAGGAAAAGGAAGAGAUUCCAUGUUCAUCAGGGGUACUGGACAUGAGCAAACUUUUGUCUGUAAUAUCGUCACAGUUCCAGGCGCAGUCAUUAGAGAUGAAAGCCCAGCAGUUGUCAUUGUUUGAAGACCAGGACACACGCUUAACAACAAAGUUGUCCCAACAAAUAAAGGACCAAAUAACAGAGCUAUCAACGCAGAUAUCAGCUCAAAUAUCGGUACAGUUAAAAGAGCAGAAGUUGGAAGCGAAUGGGGUAUCUUCAGAGUUAGGAAAGCAGAAGGAAGAAUCAAUGGACGAGACUUCAAAUAAAGCGGAUGUGUCAAUACAGCUGGAAACGCAAGACGAGUUGUUAACACAGACCGAAGCGAAUGAUGCGUGUAUGUCAAGGACUUUGGAAGCGCAUGGGCAGAUUUUGUCAACACAGUCGGAAGCGAAUAGGGUAUCCUCACAGUUGGAAAAAGAGGAGGAGGAUGAGCCAAUGGAUGUGACUUCAAAAGGAGUAGAAGUGUCAACACAGCUGGAAGUGCAUGGAGAGGGUAUACCAUCGCAGGUUUCAGCACAGGUGUUGACACAGUUGAAGGAACAGGAGGUGUAUAAAUCGACGCAUGUGAUCCCAGAGAAGACAGACGUGUCAUGGACAAAAGAUUGUGAUAUGAAGGAACAAGAAUCUCAAGAUGAAGCUCCAGUUGUGAAACAUUCAAAGAAUGAAGAAAUGUCUGCAGAACCUCUAUUCUCAAAGGCACAGUGGAACAGUUUCAAGUUGGUCGCUGGUUGCUUAUAUCGAGUGUGGAAAGGCAAAGGAGGAUACUGCUCCCGAUCUCUCGUGGUUGUUCGAAAUGAAAGAUCGCCUAAAGUUUGCUACGAGAUGCGCAAAGGUCCAAGUGAAGAGCACAUAAGAAUCACGGAAACCUUGGGAAAGUUGAGGAAUCAGUUUUGUUGGGUUGGUUGUCGUCAAUCAAUGAGAGAUUGCAUUGCAAAUGAGAUGUCGAGUUCCAAGAGACAUGGUCAGAUGAAGCAGUACAGUUUGGGAACGCCAUUGGAGCAAUUUGCCAUGGUUGUAGCUGGUCAAUUACCUACCAGCAAAUCAGGAAACAGGAGUGGUUUGAUGGCUAGGACGGAGAAAUACCCAAUUCUAAGCCAAGAGACUGACGAGAUGGUGGACGUAGACAUCAAAAGUUGGGAGAUGUGCCAGAAGCAAAGUGUCCGAAAAAUAUUUGAAGUUGCAUCACAUCCACGAUCCGAUAUCAUGGUGGAAAGAUUCAUCCGAAAUUUGGAAGAGCAUUUUAGAAAGCUGGUGGACAGGUAUCGUCAUAGAUACAGAGGAUCUCCAUAUAUCCAUGUUCCUGGAAUCAACGGCGUAGACCACUGCGAGUAUAAUUUUUGGUUACGGAAUGAUUUAAAAUUUAGGAAUAAUGCCAAUGGAAAAAGGAAUGUUAAGGAGGACGACAGUGUCCUAGAAGACGAAUUAGGGGAAGAAAUGCUAAGCGUUUGGUUCUGGAAGUAUGUCUAAUCGGGACGAUCAGACUUAAGUGGAGGGCAGUGUAACGAAAAUAGCACCAGAACAAACUAGAUUUGACAAUCCAGUGAUCGAAC
Molecule: messenger RNA, 2192 nt
Organism: Zeugodacus cucurbitae (melon fly)
Lineage: Eukaryota; Metazoa; Arthropoda; Insecta; Diptera; Tephritidae
Product: pharyngeal muscle protein 2-like
Exons: 2
Coding region: 418-2109 (563 amino acids)
Source: RefSeq, a predicted model, not a curated record